GUUCGUAGAUCUUGAACCGAGUGAUGUGAACGUUGAAAUGUGUCGUCUGAUCCCCAGAUUCCUCGAUAGAUAUGUUGUGGCCGUUGAUGCACGACGGGACAAGAGCUCACACCUGGUUCCCAUUCCCAACAACACCCCCAGCUUCCUUCCAACGGCUAAUUCCCUCAAUUUUAAAUAAAGCCCUACCAAGCUUCCCAACAAAACCAUCUCUCUCUCUCUCUCUCUCUCUCUCUCCAUGGCCUCAUCCGAGUCCUUGUCGCCCUUCUGCCUCGCCCUUCUCCUCGCAAGCAUUUUGGGAAGCUCAGAAGCAAGGGACUUCUUGGUCGGAGGCAACGACAACGCGUGGCGAGUCCCACCCAACACCUCGGAUUCCCUCAACCAAUGGGCCGAGAAGAAUCGUUUCCAAGUCGGCGAUUCCCUCGUCUGGAAGUACGACGCCGCGAAGGACUCGGUACUGCAGGUAACCAGGGACGCCUACCUGGGCUGCAACCGCUCAAGUCCGGUGGCGGAGCACAAGGACGGGGCGACCGUCGUGAGGCUGCACCUCCCCGGAGCGAACUACUUCAUCAGCGGAGCAGCAGGCGCCUGCGAGGAGGGGGAGAAGCUGAUCGUGGUGGUGAUGUCGGAGCGCCACUCGCUCCGCGGCCUCGCUACGGCGCCGUCCCCGGCGGAGUCCGAGGGACCGGCGGUCGCUCCGACCAGCGCCGCUCGGAGGGCGGUGGUUUUCGGGAGUGGCAUGGCAUGCUCUCUGGUGGUUCUGGGGAUGCUGAUGUGAACCAAGCUUUCGCAGCUACCGUGUUACGUCGGUCCUGAUGAGGCUGCACGAAUUUUGAUGUUUUAGUUCUUGCAUUGAAUUUAUUUUAUUAUUAUGUGACGCGAAGCUCGGUGCAGCGCAAAAGCCAUUAAAAUAUCAACUGUGCUGCCACCCCCU
Messenger RNA from Musa acuminata AAA Group (dessert banana), 931 nucleotides. Its product is annotated as early nodulin-like protein 15. Gene Ontology annotation, molecular function: electron transfer activity. The coding region runs from base 236 to 775 and encodes 179 amino acids. The transcript is spliced from 2 exons. Gene Ontology annotation, cellular component: plasma membrane. NCBI's taxonomy places the organism in Eukaryota, Viridiplantae, Streptophyta, Magnoliopsida, Zingiberales, Musaceae. The record is from RefSeq and is a predicted model, not a curated record.